UCCUGAGACAUGAUGUGACGGCAACGUCUGGAAAAAGGCUUUAUAUGAAAAGCAAAGCAUUAAGGAAAGCCCGUUUCAGCCACGCUUUCAUAAGAAAAAUCUGGAAACCUUAUUUCAUUUCACAUUAUAAUGAUGAUGAUAAUGAUAAUUAUAAUUAUAAUAACAAGGAAGGCGUUUUCAUCUCACAAAAAGUCACGCACGCACCAAUGCAUUAUAUUCUCAAGAAUCUUCUCCCCUCGCCCACUCCAUAAUUUUCCUUUUGAUUCUUACCCUCUUUGUUGUUGUUUUUUUUCUUUUUACUUUCUUUUCUCGGUCCUGUAACUUUGGAUACGCCUAAGUUCUUUUCCUUUCCUUUCCUUUCCUUUAUUGUCAGCAGUAUUACCAUGUGUGUUAAUGAUGCAGAGCAGGUGAGCCAAGAAAUGGAGGACCUUGAUGACAGCACCGGCAUAAAGCCUAGGCCUUCGCUUUCUCCCCUGCCUACGGUCACUGGCAGCAAUAGACUUGAAAGUAUAUCCGAGGAUGCAGUUGCCACAGAUAGAAAACAUGACCCGUUGACAAGUUUUAUCCCCACUCUCCGGUCUGGAGAGUGGUCCCACAUUGGGGAUCGCCCUUAUAUGGAGGAUACUCAUAUAUGCAUUGCAGACUUGGCUAAGAAUUUUGGUUGCAAUUUACUGAAUGAAGAAGCUGUUUCCUUCUAUGGUGUUUUCGAUGGGCACGGAGGGAAGGACGCAUCACAAUUCGUCCGUGAUCAUUUGCCUAGAGUUAUUGUUGAGGAUGCUGAUUUUCCCUUAGGACUAGAGAAAGCGGUCACCAGGUCAUUCAUGGAGACUGAUGCUGCAUUUGCGAAGUCUUGCUCUAUUGAGUCUGCCCAAGCUUCUGGCACUACUGCUCUCACUGCUAUGAUAUUUGGGAGGUCUUUACUUGUGGCAAAUGCUGGUGAUUCUAGGGCUGUACUAUCGCGGCUUGGAACAGCUAUAGAGAUGUCAAAGGAUCAUAGGCCCUGUUGCAUGAAAGAGAGGAGACGAAUCGAGUCUCUGGGCGGAUUCGUCGAUGAUGGUUAUCUUAAUGGCCAACUAGGCGUCACCCGGGCAUUAGGUGAUUGGCACCUCGAAGGCAUGAAGGAAGUGGGGGAGAGAAUAGGCCCUUUAAUUGCCGAACCAGAACUCAAAAUGAUAACAUUGACCAAGGAAGACGAGUUUUUGAUCAUUGGUAGUGACGGAAUAUGGGACGUUUUCACCACCCAAAAUGCCGUAGAUUUUACAAGGAGGCGACUCCAACAGCACAAUGAUGUCAAGUUGUGCUGCAAAGAAAUAGUCGAAGAAGCACUAAAAAGAGGAGCAACAGACAAUCUAACAGUUGUCUUAGUGGCUUUUCACCUGGAACCGCCUCUUCAUUCUAUCAUACAAAGGCCAAGGUUCAGGAGAAGUAUUUCUGCUGAAGGGCUUCAGAGUCUCAAAUGCCUCUUAGAAGGAUAAGUCCUAUAGAUGUUUAUUCAUCUCUCCAUACACGGCAUACAAAGGAGAAAACUAGUUAAUGAUUAUACUUGGCUGUUCUGGUAAAGAUCUUCCUGUGUAUAUACAUUCAUCAACAAAAGGAGAUUCGAAAUAAUCAAAUUAUGGAA
This is a messenger RNA of Hibiscus syriacus, 1621 nucleotides long. RefSeq names its product probable protein phosphatase 2C 27. Lineage: Eukaryota; Viridiplantae; Streptophyta; Magnoliopsida; Malvales; Malvaceae. The record is from RefSeq and is a predicted model, not a curated record. Gene Ontology annotation, biological process: protein dephosphorylation. Gene Ontology annotation, molecular function: protein serine/threonine phosphatase activity; cation binding. The coding region runs from base 384 to 1475 and encodes 363 amino acids. The transcript is spliced from 4 exons.